CGCAGCUGUCAAAACCUUUAUGGCUAACAGCUGCUAUUUUUCUAAUUGAUACAAUAAAGUCCUGUCAGCAGUGACAACAAUGGUGAAAAGAAAUUCAAGAAAUAAAUCGAGGAACACCUCUAAACUGAAAUCCCAUUACUACCAGAGGACUCAUCUUCGACCCCGUCCACAUAAAACCAUCAUCACCCGCAGCCAGUGUAACACCGUCGGCAGCUUCUUUCACAGCCUCCCAUCUGAGGUGUUUGACAUGGUCCUGGAUAAAUUGUCAGUGCUGGAUAUCAGCGUGUUCACCAUGGUUUCUAAGGAUAUCACACAAUACGUUAUGGACUACAUCUCCACUGUUACCUGGAAAAACAAAAUGAUCUUUCAAAAUUUUCACUACUCCACCUGCCUCGAACAAAGAUCCUCCGUUGGACAUUACAGAGACCUAGGUUUGUUGUUCAAGAGAUGCACCCUGUUGCUACCAACCAAGGAAAGGUUAAAGUUUAUCUUUGGCAGGCUUUCACAGAUUCCCUGCUUCAUACUGGAACACUGUUCAGCUCAAGCCUGCAUUGGUUUCUCUUGCUAUGGUGUUCUCCUCCAGACUCUGAUCGCAGGUUGGGAUGAGUUGGAGUGCCACAGAGUGUUCAACUUCCUGUGUGAACACACAAAUCUGCUGCAGAAAAUGAAGGCAGUUGUCACUAGAAAGCCAGGGGUAAAGUUGUACCAGGAGAUGCAGCUCCGUCUUUUCUGCCGUCAGGUUUUCUUGGACCCAUGGCCUAACCAGCUGGAGUGCCAGUUCUGGCUGUUGAAACUCUUGAAGCCCUGGCCUUUGGUCAGCCAGGCACGCUUACUGUUCAUCCUGUAUGGACCCGUGCAGCCUGAGGGCACCCUAGGAUGGCAGGAUAUGGUGGAGAGGAGUCUGCCUCACAACAACCUGUGUGAUCUAGCCAGAGCCCUCCUCCUGCUUUUAGGCAAAAUAGAGGUUGAGGGCCAGACCUCAACCAUGCUGGCAAUCUUGGAGGAGCUCACUGUCAUUCCCCAGCCAUGGCAUGGGGAAAAUGUGGCUCGUGUCUUGGUGCUGUGUGGCAGCAGUCUCUGCUACAACGUUUUGGCCAGCAAGGCCAUCAAUGGACGACUUCCAGAGAUUGCAAGACUCCUGAUCUACAUCAUACUGGUGUGUGAGAAGGAUGGCUAUCACAUGUCCUGGGUGGUGAAAUUGGUGCAGCAGAUCUACAAGGUCUUCAGCACACCUCCUGAAAAGUUCAGCUUCAUCCAAAAGCUUGAGAGCACGUUCUCAGAGGUCACCAGGGAGUUCUUUGAGUUUUCUUUUGCAGGGGAUCAUCUGGAUGACAGAGAGACUUUCCAGACCCUGUGCAUCCUGCUGGACUCCAGUGCUCACUUCCAUACUAAGCUUCUCCAAAUGCUCUUCAGAUAAUGAUUUAGCAGUUACAAGGAAAGAGCAACUAAUGGCUAAAAUAAAGGUUUGCACCCUAAGAAGUGAAUAAAAAGUGAGCAUGUUGGCUUUAAAACAUUAUUCAGAUAGAAAAAGC
Messenger RNA from Cheilinus undulatus (humphead wrasse), 1532 nucleotides. Its product is annotated as F-box only protein 47-like. Lineage: Eukaryota; Metazoa; Chordata; Actinopteri; Labriformes; Labridae. The transcript is spliced from 11 exons. Gene Ontology annotation, molecular function: protein binding. The coding region runs from base 80 to 1417 and encodes 445 amino acids. The record is from RefSeq and is a predicted model, not a curated record.